Molecule: messenger RNA, 2147 nt
Organism: Papilio polytes (common Mormon)
Lineage: Eukaryota; Metazoa; Arthropoda; Insecta; Lepidoptera; Papilionidae
Gene: SCOT
Product: succinyl-CoA:3-ketoacid coenzyme A transferase 1, mitochondrial
Exons: 9
Coding region: 487-2052 (521 amino acids)
Biological process (GO): ketone body catabolic process
Cellular component (GO): mitochondrion
Molecular function (GO): succinyl-CoA:3-oxo-acid CoA-transferase activity
Source: RefSeq, a predicted model, not a curated record
UUUAAAUACUUGAUAUAAACUACUUAUUUUCUACUAGUUGUAUUAAUAGAUUUUCUGAAUGUAUUACAGCAGAAAACUACAGAAACAAUAAUAUUUGACAAAACAAAUUUUAAAAUAAUAUGAGCACGUUCUGAUCGACACAGUAGGUGUAUCAAAUUAAAUUUGUCGUAUAUUUACAUAAAUUAAAAAGCGAAAUUGUAAAGCGUCAUUUAUGUAUAUUGAUGACCUCGCUAUGUUUGUCUGAUUUGCUACAUAAACAACCGAUCAUUCUUAUCUGGUUUUUGUGAUACGCGAGUUGUGCCUGUUUGUAUCUUGACAAUUUAAAGUGUUAACGUCAUAAUUAUUUACAUUUAUUUAAAGAAACUUAAGACAUACAGUUGAGAAAUUUAAUUUUUAAGUUUUACUGCGUCGUUUUAACUAUACAUAAAUUAAAACUUGUAUGUGUAUGUAAAUAUUACAGUGAUUCAGUGUUAAAAUUUGGUUAAAAUGUCUAUAACGUCUAGAAGGAUUAUGAUUCUAAAAUUAAACUAUAUGCCAAAUUUGAAGCUGUAUAAUGUAGCAAAGAUACUGACUUGCAGUUACAGUACUACAAAAAAGAGUAAUAAAAUAUUUCAUAACAUAAAUGAAGCUGUAAAAGACAUAAAAGAUGGUUCUAAACUUUUGGUAGGUGGAUUUGGACUCUGUGGUAUCCCAGAGAACCUUAUACAAGCAGUGAAUAAAACAUGUGCAAAGGAUCUUACUAUUGUUUCUAAUAAUGCAGGAGUUGCAGACUUUGGACUGGGAAUUUUGUUAAAAGAUAGACAAGUAAAGAGAAUGAUUGCAUCAUAUGUCGGUGAAAAUGCUGUAUUUGAGAAGCAAUUUUUAAGCGGAGAAUUAGAGGUUGAAUUAACUCCACAAGGUACAUUAGCAGAGAGGAUCAGGGCAGGGGGUGCGGGCAUACCGGCAUUCUUCACACCUACUGGCUUUGGUACUCUAAUCCAAGAAGGAGGAGCACCUAUCAAGUAUACAAAAGAUGGAAAAAUUGAUAUACCUAGUGCAGCUCGUCAUGUCCAGCAAUUCAAUGGAAAAGAUUAUAUCAUGGAAGAAGCAAUAACUGGCGACUUUGCCUUAAUUAAAGCAUGGAAAGCCGAUAAAUAUGGGAACUUGAUAUUCAGGAAAAGCGCAAGAAAUUUCAACCCAGCUAUGUGUAGAGCUGCUAAAAUAACAAUAGCAGAAGUUGAAGAAAUUGUUGAUGAAAUUGAUCCAGAUUUUGUCCAUAUACCAGCCAUAUAUGUACACAGAAUUAUUAAAGGAGAUAAAUUCGAGAAGCGCAUUGAAAGGAAGACUGUCACUAAACCGAUUGAACAAACAGAGAAGAAACCAUCUGAUUUAAUGAGGGAAAGGAUAAUUAAAAGAGCCGCUUUAGAGUUUAAACAUGGCAUGCAUGCUAAUCUUGGAAUUGGUAUGCCAAUGCUUGCCAGUAAUUACAUACCAAAAAAUGUGAAAGUCCUCCUACAGUCAGAGAAUGGCAUCCUCGGACUUGGACCAUUCCCAACAGAAGAGGCGGUGGAUGCUGAUCUGAUUAAUGCAGGGAAAGAAACUGUAACUGUACUCCCUGGAGGUUCAUUUUUCUCAUCGGACGACAGUUUCGGCAUGAUCCGUGGCGGCCAUAUAGACCUGACCAUACUGGGCGCUAUGCAAGUCUCGCAGUAUGGAGACUUGGCUAACUGGAUGAUACCUGGUAAAUUGGUGAAAGGCAUGGGCGGUGCGAUGGACCUGGUGUCGGCGCCGCGCACUAAGGUGGUGGUGACUAUGGAGCACACGGCGAAGGGCGGCGCGCACAAGAUACUGGCCGAGUGCUCGCUGCCUCUCACCGGCAAGAACUGCGUUGAUAUGAUUAUUACUGAAAAGUGUGUGUUUGAAGUAGACAAAGAGAAGGGUCUAAUUCUGACGGAGUUGGCGGAGGGUGUGACUGUAGAGGACGUGAUAGUGAGCACGGGCUGCGAGUUCACAGCCGCUACCAAGAUAAAGAAAAUGGGUGACGUCACGAAAAUUGAGGAAAUUCUCGAUUAGUUCGAGAAAUUUCUGAUGAAUUAAUGCAGAUUUAUUUAAGCUAGUCUAUAUUUUUUGAAAUACAUAAUAAUUCGUAUUUUUGAAAUGUUUAUCUU